Messenger RNA from Rhodofomes roseus, 1308 nucleotides. Its product is annotated as NAD-P-binding protein. The record is from RefSeq and is a predicted model, not a curated record. The transcript is spliced from 8 exons. Lineage: Eukaryota; Fungi; Basidiomycota; Agaricomycetes; Polyporales; Fomitopsidaceae. Bases 200 to 1153 code for a protein of 317 amino acids.
GUGAACUGGCCGUGAACGACGCAUCGGCGAUGACGUUGACCCAUACGAGUACUUGUCUUAUCCUUUUCAGGCUCUCCAUAUAUAUAGGUAGACCAGGCUAGUUGACCUUCGCCACUAUACUAGACACUAAUCGAAGUGUCGAAACGCUACUCUCCCUAUUCUCAAUACCUUACAAGCCACAGGAGCCCGAGUCUCAGCCAUGGCUGACGCCGUCCUCAACCAGCUUAGCGCAGCCAACAUAUUCGACCUGCGUGGAGUCGUCGCAGUCGUCACGGGUGGAGGCACGGGAAUUGGGCUGAUGAUUAGUUCGACUUUGUUGGCAAACGGCGCCACGGUCUAUAUCAUUGGGCCCAACCAGGUGGAUCUGGACAAAGUUGCGGGCAUCUAUAACGAGGCUGCUGAGAAGACUGGGCGUCCUGGACGCGUGUAUGGCCUCGCAGGCGAUGUCAGGAGUAAGUCGGAGGCACUACGCCUAGCAGACGAGGUGGGGAAAAGGGAGAAGCAUGUCACCGCACUGUUCAACAACGCAGGCGUUCUUGCAGGAGUCUCCGCCCACCCGACGGCGAACACAGCCGAGGCGUUCCGCUCUGCCUACCUCGACGCAAUCACGCCGGAGCACUUUGCCAACAGCCUGAACACAAACGCUGUCGGCCCGUACUGGCUCACCUUCGCGUUCCUGCCGCUGCUCGAGAAGUGGAAGGCGUACGAGAGCGGCAAUCGGCGGUUUGCGCCGCAAGUCAUCAUGACCUCUAGCAUGAACGGCUGGACGAAGGACAUCAACACGGCCGGGCGGUCGUACCCGUACAUGUUCUCAAAGGCUGCCAUCGGGCAAGCCACUGCUACCCUCGCACACGAGCUCCUCCCACUCGGUAUCCGGGUGAACGGCAUAGCGCCUGGCUUGUUUCAAACAGAGAUGACCGCCCCAGGGACCGCAGAUGCCGUCGGACAGUCGCACAUUCCAGAAGGCGCGAAACAGGAAUUCGAAGUUCCCGCGACGCAGCCAGCCCUUGUGCAAGGAGGAAGAGCCCCGUACGGAGGGUCUAAUCGGGACAUGGGCUCAUUGGCCUUGUUCCUGGUCGGGAACUGGUUCGUGAAUGGGGAGACAGUGCUGAUUGACGGAGGGACUAUGCUCUUGCACCCUUCGUCAUACUAAGAGGCCCUGAGGACGAACAAUGUAUCAGUAGCGAUGCGGUGAAGACUAAGUAGGGAGAACGUACAUUCGAGCCUCUUUUGCCGACCUGUUUUCGGCCGGGAACCUUGACGCAAGCGACACCCCCACGCAGGCAAUGUCCAGAUUAGCAAACAAUU